GGGAGAGAGCAGGCGAAGCGGAAGGAAACGCAAAGCUACGAGCAGCAAGGAGCUGUCACCGUCACACCCCCCACACCCCCCACACCCCCUCCCUCUUCUUCAAUGAGCAAGGCAGACCUCAGGCGAGCCAGAAUCGCGCUGGGAACUCGGGCGCAGCAGAACAGACGCGAACGUCGGCAGAAAGAAAGCGGCUCUGACGUAUUUCUGCCAGAUUACGCCAGGUGGACUGAAUGUGACGCCGCGGCACUGACCGACUAGAAGGCCGACCCGCUUGAGGUGGGCUGAUCGCAGCGAUGUCCAGGUCGACAAGAUCCCCGUCGAGAUCUCGGAGCCGUUCGAGAUCCCGAUCAAGGUCCCGAUCAAGGACCCGUUCCUCAUCGCGGUCCAGAAGUCGUUCCCGGUCCAGGAAGCACCGGUACAGCUCUAGGUCUCGGUCAAGAUCUCAUUCUCCAUUUCACAACCGGGAGAAGAAAUAUCCGAGGUCGUACCAGAACAACAGGGAGUUCCGGGGGUAUCACCGUGGCUUUCGGAGGCCCUACAAUUUUAGGGGUCGAGGAAGGGGGUUCUUUAACCGUGGACGCUACCACCGUGGCGGUGGCGGCUACAACAACAAUAACUUUCGUCCAAACUGGAAAAACUUCAAGCAGUACCCUUAUAAUCAGCAGCAGCAGCAGCAGCAGCAGUAUCAACAACAUCAACAAUAUCAGCAGCAGUUCAAUCAUUCAAGAGGGCAAUCGCACAACGUGCAAAAACGCUCAGGAAGUCCCCCUCAGGGUCAAUCUCAACACACUGACCGAUCGUCCUCUCCCUUGUCCAGACACUCGCAGCAUUCUUCCUCCUCAUCGCACUCCUCCUCCCCGAAAAGCAGGCCAGCCUCGCUGCUGGCGAGUCAAACCUCUAAAGAUGUCAAGGAGAAGCAUCUGGCCUCCAAGGAAGUCCAAAAAGGAGGAGGGGGAGAGGAUGAGCAAGCGGAGCAUGCCGGGUCAUUGGCAGGGGAUGCUAGAGAUGUCGCAGGCUGUGGGAAAGCUGAGCGCACCUGGCACAGCCUGAGGGACUGCACCAGUCCAAAGAAAAGCAGUCCGCUCGAUGACAAUGUUGCGCAGAGCAACCAAGCUAUCAAUCGGCCGAGUCCCACCAAAAACCCAAAUGACACCAGAAAUGGCUCCCCCAUGAUGGAGGUGGCGUCUGGUUCAUCCUCAACAAGAAAGGCCUCAAGUGAAGGUCUAAAUCCCAUGCUGUCCAGCUUUGACUUCUUCUCCACAGAGGAAUACCUGGAUGGAGAUAAAGCGGCUAUAUCCAUUGCUUUCAAGAAGUUUUUGGAGGAGCACACAAAAAAAGCUAAAUCUGCCUGGGAAAAUGGCAAAAGCAGAGAGGCCAGUGAUGUGGAUAAUGAAAAGGGAAAACUGAACGUAAAAGCCUCCGCAGUUUUCUCUGACACUGUACCGAAACAAUGCAGGGAGGACAUUGAGAGUGAAGUGUCCCUGAGAAGCUUUUUGAAAGGUUCUCCGUUUUCGUCUGCUGAGGUGGAGGAGGAUGAUGACGAUGAUGAUGAUGAUGAUGAAAGGAUCAUUAGGCCACCUUUAAAAUCCCUUCAGAAAGAGUGGCAAAAUGGAGAUGAGGCCUCUAAAUCAAAGAGCAAGGUCAACCAUUCAGCCCAAAAAAUCUUUGAAAAGUGGCAGAGUACGGCUUGUGCACAACUGGGGCAAGCAGACCUUGAUGCCAUGGUAAGGGAGAUGUAUCUCAGUGGAAAAAAGGAUAAAUCAGACGCCAACACUGCUGCUCUCGGUAAAAGAGAGUUAAAGGGGGAUUUCAAGGACGUGUCCCCAGGCAUGAGCUUUAAAAUAAGGAAGACGGCCAAAUCUCCCUCUUUUCAGUGUUCUGAACGACCGCUGAGGCAAAAUUCUGACAGAGGGUUGUUUAUGGUUAGAGGAGAGGAUAAGCCUCUUACGGCCUCAAGAAAACAGGAACCAAAGUGUAAUCUAAGAAUGGAUCUUCUAGGAGAUCGCCCCAUAAGCUCUUCCGAUCUUUUAGCUGAGGAGCGGCAGUUGUCUCAGGACUUGGUUCAGUCAUCGAAAAAGCAUCAGGAGUUUCGCUCCAUCUUUCAGCACGUUCAGGCUGCUCAGUCGCAGAGGAGCCCAUCUGAGCUGUUUGCUCAGCACAUUGUCGCCAUAGUUCACCACAUCAAGGCUCAGCACUUUCCAUCUUCUGGCAUGACUCUAAACGAGCGAUUCACCAUGUACCAAAGGCAAGCAGCCGAGAAGGAAAUGAUUAAGCCAAGAAAAAGCCCAGAGAUACACAGGCGGAUUGAUGUUUCACCAAGUGCUUUUAAGAAGCACCCUCAGCUUUUCGAGUCGAUGAAAAGCUCAGAGGAUGGGAGUUACAAGGACGGUGGGGAAAAAAUGAAGGGUGACCCAAUGGACCUUCGUUUGGACAUAGAGCGUCGUAAAAAAUCCUCAAUGCAUGAAAAAGUCCCUGCAGAUUCCCAAGAUUUUGGUCAGGAGAGAUCUGAGGGAAAUUUCCCAAAACACUGCAAGAUUUCUAAAAAAAGCGUCAGGAAACGCUCUCGCUCCAGCUCAUCCUCUUCUUCCUCGUCCUCCAACUCUCACAAAGAUGAAGGUGCAGUGCAUGGGAAUUUCAAGUCAAAGAAUGAAAUCUUUAGCAGGGCACAACUUGGACAGAGGGAACCACCUGUAACAAAGGAAGGAGCACGGCCACAAGAAGAAUUUAAAAUUCAAAUCCAAAGGAGUUGGAACAAAAGCAGCCAUCAGGGAAACAACACGCCCAGUGACCAAGUGAACAUGGCCAUAAACACUAAAGGUGAAAACUGGGACCCGAAGUUCAGUCCUAGGAGCAAAGCAUACUUCCUGCAUGAUGACAGAGACAAUGACACUACAUGGAAAGAAAACCAAGGCCAGAGUCGAGGAGGCUUUCCUCUUGGAAGGACACGAUUCAUCAUCCGCAAAGCCACUGGCAAUGCCAGCAGCUCCAAAAAUCAGGACCACAAAGCGGAAGAAAUCAAUGGACAGACCACUUGAACAAAGGAGAAAGCAGUAGAAGAGUAAUUGGUUGUGUCUGGAAUCUUAAUGUUCAUCAGCCAGAAUGGAUGAGUUGGUUCUGAAUAAAAUAUCUGAACAGAGCGGGAUACCUUCCUUUCACCUUACAUAUUUACUAUCUGUUAUAUCAGGUUACACAUUGUGACUAAUAGUAGCACUGAUUAAGGGCGUUUUUUAAUAAACGUUACAUGUAAAUGUUGCCUUCUAUUUUGUUUGAGUUCUUUCAUGCAGCGUUUUUGCAACAUUUUAGUUUUGACUUAGGCCAAUGAAAACUAUCUUAAGUACUUUUUUUAUUGCUUGCACAGUUUAAUCAAACAAGUCUUUCUGAAAGCUAAAGUACUUUUUUUUCUGGGGGGAAAAUAUUACACUGCCAGCAGAUUAAAACUGGGAUAUCCCUUCUGUAAGUAUCCAAAGUGCUGUCUCAUCUAGAGAAUAAUCACUGCAGUAGGUACAGUCUACUUUCAUCAUGAAAAAAAAUAACUAAUAUAGAGAAAACCAAAUAGACAACAGGUGACCCAAAUCUGACAAUGGGACCAAACUGCAGGGUUGAAGCUUAAACACCACUCUCAUUACACAACAUACAGCCAAUUUACAGCAGCACUGUCUUGGAGUACUGUGCAUUUAAAAUGAGACUAUAUACCAGCGGAUAUUUCUUCACAGUUGGUUUUGGCUAAAUUUGAGUUGAAAAAGUCCCUCGGAUGCAGAGUGAAACGUCUUCAACGGCGGAACCGAAGUCCAUUUGUUUAAUUUCUUUUUAACCUUUCUUGGAAUUGGGAAGACCGGCUUGUAAUUAUGAUGGCGAGAGAGACAUUUUUACUUUAAUCUCUGGUACGUUUUUAUGGCUUGCAAAUUUUUAACCAUACUGUAAUGUUCAGAAAUGUAAAUUGUGUAAACAUUGCUCUCUCAAAUAUACAAAAAACAAGUGAAUUUGUUCUGUAUGUAGUUUGUAACAAACAGAGGAUUUAGUGCUUGAAUGAAUGUGUUUUGUUCUGUGGAUUGUUAUUUAGCUUUAAGACAAAUUCACAGGUCUUACCUGUACCUUACAGGCCAACUGAUGUAGAUGACAGUUUGAUUGGUUAAAGAUUGUCUUGUUGAGUGAUAUUACAAUAUCUUCUAGUUUUCAUUGUGUUUGUUCCUCUUUGGUACUAAAUUAAAGAGACAUCUUACCUAAA
Messenger RNA from Fundulus heteroclitus (mummichog), 4225 nucleotides. RefSeq names its product thyroid hormone receptor associated protein 3a (gene thrap3a). Gene Ontology annotation, molecular function: DNA binding; transcription coregulator activity. The coding region runs from base 294 to 3035 and encodes 913 amino acids. Gene Ontology annotation, biological process: positive regulation of transcription by RNA polymerase II. Lineage: Eukaryota; Metazoa; Chordata; Actinopteri; Cyprinodontiformes; Fundulidae. The record is from RefSeq and is a predicted model, not a curated record. The transcript is spliced from 11 exons. Gene Ontology annotation, cellular component: mediator complex.